Messenger RNA from Pseudocercospora fijiensis CIRAD86, 1689 nucleotides. RefSeq lists its product as uncharacterized. The record is from RefSeq and is a predicted model, not a curated record. Gene Ontology annotation, biological process: regulation of DNA-templated transcription. The transcript is spliced from 4 exons. Gene Ontology annotation, molecular function: DNA-binding transcription factor activity; sequence-specific DNA binding. The coding region runs from base 1 to 1689 and encodes 562 amino acids. NCBI's taxonomy places the organism in Eukaryota, Fungi, Ascomycota, Dothideomycetes, Mycosphaerellales, Mycosphaerellaceae.
AUGGACACUAAUCAGUCGCAGCACGCUUCGAUGGGACCGCCAUUGAGCAGCCCGAAUGGAGAUAGGCAAGGGGAACAGCCGCAGCAACAUGGACAGAGCGAGCAGCAACCGACGUCUCCUACAAGUGGAGGCGGAUCACACCCUGUUGGAGCUGCAGCGGCAGCGCAGCAGCCAAAAGUAGUUCAAACUGCAUUUAUACACAAGCUAUACAACAUGCUAGAAGAUCAAAGUAUCCAGCACCUCAUAUCAUGGUCCAACACGAACGAGAGCUUUGUCAUGUCUCCAUCCUCGGAGUUCUCGAGAGUCUUAGCACAAUAUUUCAAGCAUACCAAUAUAUCCUCAUUUGUUCGGCAACUGAACAUGUAUGGUUUUCAUAAGGUCAGCGAUGUAUUUCACACCGGAUCGCCCGACUCACCACUCUGGGAAUUCAAGCAUGGUGCUGGCAAUUUCAAGCGCGGCGAUCUCGUCGGGCUGAGGGAGAUUAAACGCCGAGCUAGUAGACAUGCACUUAUACAUCGCGACUCGUUCUCAACUGCACCCAAGAUGCCAACUCCUCAGCCGCCCGGAACACCGCUCGAGCAGAUGCCAGAUCCAGUCGAGGCACGUUUGCAGAUGCUGGAGUGGAACUUUCAGGAUGUCUACGCUAAGCUGUCCAGGACCGAAGAAGCCUACAUGGAUGUCUCAACCAAAUAUCAGACGCUCCUUGACGGGCUUGCCAGAUGCCACCAUUGGGGCAAUGAAAUUUCUUCGCACCUUCUCACGGUAGUGCCCGAUCCGGAUAAUCCCGUUCACAGAGACGUUUUUGCCAUGCGACAAGAUAUUCGGCAACACCUGGAGCAGCUGCGGAACGCAGAGCCUCCCCAACCCCAACCGCACGAGUCACCAUUCCCACACAAACAGUCCUUCUUCCAGCCGAACAACAAUCAGAUGGAGCCAGCUGUACCAAUGUCGCCUCGGCAGCGACCGUUUGAUGAGUCUCGCCGGCCUUCACUGCAAGGACUUCCCCGACCCCCAGGAGUACGCGUACCUGUUCCACCCUACCUUCAAGCGUCGCCUCGCCGAUAUGGCUCCAUCGGAAGUGGAGGAAACGGCUCAUACUCGCCUUCGUCAACUCGACCAUCUUACGCGCACCCACCGCCCCUUCCACCUUCAGCGCAUCAGCAGCACCCUCUCGCCACAAUGACAUCCCCGCCCUCGAGCCUCCCUCGACGCCACACCUCUGCCGAUAUUCGUCAGGCACAAGCAUGGGAGGGCAAUCAGCCACCACCGCCGCAGUAUCAGCAAGGUACAUCACCAUAUGCAUCUGGACAAUCAUCUGGCGCUUGGCCUUCUUCGCCACGAACUGCCGCCAACCCUGGUGACCAGCAGAUUCGUGAUACACUAGCCAACUAUCAGCUGCCGGGCGUUUCAAACUCUGGAUCACGACAUCCGUCUCCAGGUCCGCACGACAACCACCCUCCCAGCUUCACAACCAGCUUCCCGCCCAGCUACGCUAACCCUAACGAUGCUGGUUGGCAGCUGCCUGGCGCGAGAUUUCCCUUCAAGGGCCUGGAAACGCCUGGCGCACCAAGUCGCAGAAGCAGUAUGGCAUCAAAUGUGCACUCCCUGCUUAAUCCUGCAGAUACAGCCGAACGAGAAGGCGAGGAUGAAGGGGGACCAGACUCAUUGAAGAGGAAACGACUACUAUGA